Annulohypoxylon truncatum is the source of this 2610-nucleotide messenger RNA. Its product is annotated as subtilisin-like protein. The coding region runs from base 1 to 2610 and encodes 869 amino acids. The transcript is spliced from 5 exons. Gene Ontology annotation, cellular component: cell wall; membrane; cytosol. Gene Ontology annotation, biological process: proteolysis. Gene Ontology annotation, molecular function: tripeptidyl-peptidase activity; serine-type endopeptidase activity. NCBI's taxonomy places the organism in Eukaryota, Fungi, Ascomycota, Sordariomycetes, Xylariales, Hypoxylaceae. The record is from RefSeq and is a predicted model, not a curated record.
AUGGUUCGAGGAAACUUCCUGCUGUCGCUGCUCGCCAGUGCGGCGAGCAUUUUCUCAGUCGAAGCGAAAAUAGCGGGGGAGACGAGGAACAUUGCUGGAUCGUACAUUAUCGAAUUCGAAGACACCCAGGACUCGGUAGAAUUCUUCAAUCACAUUAGCUCGAAGGCUAAGACGCGGAUGAAUCUGGAUUAUCAGCUAUUCAAGGGUGUCUCCAUUCAAUUCGACGAUCUAAAGACAGCCGAGGAAGAAGCCGCGAAGCUUAACUCUCUUGCUAGCGUCAAGCAGGUCUGGCCGAACAGAGUAUACACGUUGCCCAAAGAUGAGGUCGUGUGGACAGGACGAAGCGGUGGAAAAGACUACAUCAAGAAUGUCAAGAGGCAGUUGGGAAAUGACACCUUCACUCCGCACGUGAUGACCCAAGUGGACAAACUGCGGGCAAAUGGCAUCACUGGCAAGGGAGUGAAGAUCGGCAUUAUCGACUCAGGUGUCGAUUACACACACCCCGCGCUGGGUGGCUGUUUUGGUAGUGAAGACUGUCUGUUCACAUAUGGCACUGACAUUGUUGGCGAUGAUUAUAAUGGUGAUAACACGCCAGUCCCAGACCCCGAUCCGUACGACGGCUGUGGCGGUCACGGUACUCACGUCUCGGGAAUUAUUGCGGCGCAGGCGAACGAAUUGGGCUUUACGGGCGCUGCCCCGGAUGUUAAACUCGGCAUGUUCAGAGUCUUCGGCUGCACUGGUGGCGCUUCGAACGAUGUCUUGAUUGAUGCCUAUAUGCAGGCAUUCGAAGCUGGAUCCAACAUCAUUACUGCGUCAAUCGGAGGUUCUUCAGGUUGGAGUGAGGAUCCGUGGUCCGUUGCUGUAUCCCGAAUCGUCGAAGCAGGCGUCCCAUGCACAGUUUCGGCGGGCAACGAUGGCGCGGCCGGGUUGUUCUACGCCAGCACGGCUUCCAAUGGUAAGAGGGUCACAUCGAUCGCUUCCAUCGACAACGAGGUCACACCGCUGCUUCUGACCGAAUCGAACUUCAGCGUCGAUAGCGGUGAUCAACAGACGUUUGGUUACGCCCUCGGAGAACCGGCCGAGUGGGCUAAUGUUAGUCUUCCGCUCUGGACUCCUUCAUUCGAUAUCACCGAUGAAGCCCAGGCUUGCGACGCGCUCCCGGAAGAUACUCCUGACCUAUCCGGAUAUAUCGUGCUAAUUCGUCGUGGCACUUGUACUUUCAUUGAAAAGGCAACCAACGCCGCUCAGUACGGUGCCAAAUAUGUCUUAUAUUAUAAUAAUGUCCAACCCGGCGCGAUAGGACCUGCUGUCACUGGUGUCGACGGCGUUUUGGGCACUGGCAUGGUUACCGCGGCGCAAGGUGAAUCAUGGGUCGCGGCAUUGGAGGCCAACUCCACGAUUGAGUUAGACAUGCUUGACCCCCUCAAAGCACCCGUUAGCUUGUCGUACGAGCAGAAUAACGUUACUGGUGGAUUUGCUAGCUCAUUCACGACCUGGAAUCCGACUUUUGAGUUGGAUAUCAAGCCGCAGCUCGCCUCUCCUGGAGGUAACAUUCUGUCGACUUUUCCAAUCCCGCUCGGCACUUACGCGAUUUUGUCUGGUACUUCUAUGGCGUGUCCGUUAGUCGCUGCUAUCUACGCUCUCAUCUCGAACGUGCGAGGUACUCUCGAUCCUGCUACGAUUGAGAAUUUGCUGUCCGCUACAGCUAACCCGCAAUUUCUGAACGACGGAGAACAAACUUAUUCAACGCUGGCACCCGUCUCGCAACUCGGUGGCGGCAUAGUUCAAGCAUACGAUGCUGCUUACGCAACCACUUUACUGAGUGCGUCCAGCCUCGCCUUCAACGACACAGACCACUUUGUCGACACCCUAAACUUUACCAUUAAGAAUCUGGGCACUGAAGACGUCACUUACGAACUAGGUAGCGUGGGCGCCUCUACCGGGUACACUUUCUCGGAUUCCAUCUACCCAGAUCCCUUCCCAGGGUUGGAACUGACGGAUGAAUAUGCCACCGUUGUGCUAAGCGAGCCAAAAGUUACCGUUCCUGCUGGUGAUGAAGUUGUCGUCUCGGUGACAGUCACUCCACCUGCCCUCGACGCCGCCCGCUUGCCGGUUUACUCCGGCUACAUCACGCUGAACGGCACUAAUGGCGAUAGCCUAUCUCUGCCAUAUAACGGCGCUGUCGGUAGCUUGCACAGCACUCGAGUCUUGGACGUAGGCUACCUCUCGAUCUCGUCCGACGAGGAGCUCAACCCUGUCACCGGCAAUGCAUCGUUUGUUGUACCCGGGAGCAACACAACGAACGCCAAUACUACGUACCCUGUCGCUGUAGCAUUGUUAGCAUUCGGCUCGCCGCUUGUAAACAUCCAAGCUGUGCCUCUUGAUGCCGCUCCAGGGGCUACCGCUAGCCAUAUCUUUGGUUCCCCGCUUGCCUAUGCGUCCCGAGAUCCCUAUAUAGUACAAUGGGACGGCAAACUCGCGGAUGGCACCUUAGCGUCGGCCGGCCAAUAUAAGUUCCGAUUCGAGGCGUUGCACAUCUUCGGCGAUGCCUCGGAUCCGGCUGAUUACGACACCGACGAGUCAUCUGUAUUCACGGUCCGCUAUGUUUAA